Suillus clintonianus is the source of this 474-nucleotide messenger RNA. RefSeq lists its product as uncharacterized. The record is from RefSeq and is a predicted model, not a curated record. Lineage: Eukaryota; Fungi; Basidiomycota; Agaricomycetes; Boletales; Suillaceae. The transcript has a single exon. The coding region runs from base 1 to 474 and encodes 157 amino acids. Gene Ontology annotation, molecular function: fatty acid synthase activity. Gene Ontology annotation, biological process: fatty acid biosynthetic process.
AUGAUUCACGACAUCGGUACUCCGAGCUUUUUGGAAAUAGGACCUCACCCAGCUCUCGCUGGUUAUCUGGUCACUCUCGGGGGCGAGACAGCCACCGUCGUCUGUCCUCUGCGGAGACCUAAGGGCAAUCAAGGGGAAGUGGUUUCUUUUCUCGAAGCAUUGGGGAAGCUGGCGGUUGCUGGACAUUGCUGCAUCGACUUCAAUGUUCUCAAUGGAUGCACCGCAGCAGACGUCCCAAAACUACCCGCCUACCCCUUUUCCCACAAGAAGCUCUUCCUGUACCCAAAUUCUUCUUCCAGGCAGAGAAUUCGUCAGCCUCGCAACGGGCCGUUGAAUUACUCUCCGCUUCGUAUCAACUCGCAGACGUACCCUUACCUGGCUCAACAUGUGAUCCAAGGCGAGCCCAUCAUGCCUACCACAGGUUUUAUUGAAAUGGUAGGCAAUCACUCGCGCAAUCUCAGAGUAGUACACUAA